Messenger RNA from Lathyrus oleraceus (garden pea), 441 nucleotides. RefSeq names its product auxin-responsive protein SAUR32. Gene Ontology annotation, biological process: response to auxin. Lineage: Eukaryota; Viridiplantae; Streptophyta; Magnoliopsida; Fabales; Fabaceae. The coding region runs from base 1 to 441 and encodes 146 amino acids. The record is from RefSeq and is a predicted model, not a curated record. The transcript has a single exon.
AUGAAUUUAAUGAAGAAGUGUAAGAGAGUAUGGGGAAGCAGCAAGAGAUUGUAUGAUCCACAAGACACUACUGGCAGUGGUAGUGGAAGCUAUGGCAAAUUAUCAGACAAGUGUCACAAAAAGCAAAAAGAUAAUACUAAGAAACCACCAAAUGGCUGUCUUUGUGUUUACGUUGGACCUGAGAGACAGAGAUUCGUAAUCAAGAUCAAAGUAUUCAAUCACCCUUUGUUCAAAAUUCUUUUGGAAGGUGUUGAGAAUGAAUAUGGUUAUAGAAAUGAUGGUCCUCUAUGGCUUCCAUGUGAUGUUGACUUGUUCUAUGAAGCACUUGUGGAGAUAGAGGGUCACAAACAUAGUUCAGUUUCGCAAUAUUCUCCAUUGUCUUGUCGUUCUAACUUCAGUAACUUGGGUUCAUGUGAUGCCAAUUACGAGGUUUUGGUAUAA